This is a messenger RNA of Podarcis muralis (Common wall lizard), 574 nucleotides long. The record is from RefSeq and is a predicted model, not a curated record. Lineage: Eukaryota; Metazoa; Chordata; Lepidosauria; Squamata; Lacertidae.
AAAACCAGGAAAUCAGGCUCGGUUAACUGCAAUGUGGCUACCCUUUCUCUGCCCAGCUAUUCAGCUCAGUGAAAGCGGGAGCGAUUCCGACGUGGAGUCCAGUGCCGUGAGACCCAAGCAGCCUCACGUUCUUCAGGAGAACACGCGAAUGGGCAUGGAUAACGAAGAGAGCAUGAUGUCCUACGAGGGAACUGGAGGAGAGACAUCGCAUGCCCUGGAAGACAGCAAUGCCAGUUACGGUAGCUACGAGGAACCAGACCCCAAAUCCAACACCCGAGAUACUAGCUUCAGCAGCAUUGGGGGUUAUGAGGUCUCGGAAGAGGAAGAGGAAGAAGAGGAGGACCAGAGGCGUGGCCCUAGUGUGUUAAGUCAGGUUCAUCUGUCGGAGGAUGAGGAAGAUAGUGAAGACUUCCAUUCCAUCGCAGGAGACAGUGACCUGGAUUCAGAUGAAUGAGCCCCUUUCCUGGGGGAUUGAUAAAUUUGCACCCCGGACUCAAAUGUAAAGAUUUUUUUGUUUGCAUCCAGAUGUGUCUCCUGCUAAACUGGAGACACCUGUUUUGGUCCUUUUUUUUAU